Lethenteron reissneri (Far Eastern brook lamprey) is the source of this 1379-nucleotide messenger RNA. Its product is annotated as sodium/mannose cotransporter SLC5A10-like. Gene Ontology annotation, cellular component: plasma membrane. The record is from RefSeq and is a predicted model, not a curated record. Gene Ontology annotation, molecular function: D-glucose:sodium symporter activity. Gene Ontology annotation, biological process: transmembrane transport. Lineage: Eukaryota; Metazoa; Chordata; Hyperoartia; Petromyzontiformes; Petromyzontidae.
AAACACAUAUCUGAACCAGUCCUGGGCCUCCCCUAGGUCGACUCAGCUUCAAAUGAGUGCCAGGUGCAAUGAGUAAACAUCAGAACUGGGGAGACAAAGGUGGCCAGGCGUGGUGCUGGCCACCCUCUUGUGGCGUGCCGGCCUUCAUAUGUGCUCGCUAACGGCACUUGCCCCAACAGUGUGUUUAGGUAAAAAUGUUAGAUCUUUGUCUUUGCCUGUUUGGGUGAGUGUAGCAGCUGUGUGUGUGUGAGUCUGCCUGUUGGUGGUGGGAGGUCGUGACAGGUGGAUGUGUCCUGUACGAUGAGAGAACACACGGGCACGGCCGGGCGACACAUGGCACCACUAUCCACCACUCCGACUUUUCCAGACCAUUACCUCCCUCCGCCCCUCCGUGAUCCUCGCGAGGGGUUAACGAGGGGAACAAACACGGGGGACGGAGCUCGGCAAGCCGGCGCUGGGGCGAGGGGGGUGUUGUCAAUUGCGCGGCGAUGCGUGUCCCGGUGUCCCCCCUCCCAUCCUGUCCCCCCUCACCGGCCCCGCCGCGAGGGGCCUCACCUCGUCCCACUUGCGUGCUGGAGGCGACAGCAGCAGCAGCAGCAAGGGCCGAGAUGGAGGAGGGGAACAGCAGCAGCCACCGCCCGGGGAACGAGACGGAGCCCGGGUACGGGAUGGGCGCCUCAUUCAGCACCGCCGACAUCGUGGUGAUCGCCGCCUACUUCGCGCUCAACGUCCUCGUGGGCGUGUGGUCAUCGUGCCGCGUGAGCCGCAACACCUUGCAGGGCUACUUCCUCGCCGGGAGGGACAUGGCGUGGUGGCCGAUCGGAGCGUCUCUGUUCGCCAGCAGCGAGGGCUCGGGGCUCUUCAUCGGCCUCGCGGGGACCGGCGCAGCAAGCGGCAUCGCGGUGGCGGGGUUCGAGUGGAACGCCACCUACGUGCUCCUGGCGCUCGCCUGGGUGUUCGUGCCCGUGUACAUCUCAGCAGAGAUCGUGACGAUGCCCGAGUACCUGCAGAAGCGUUUCGGCGGGGAGCGCAUCCGCAUGUACCUGUCCGCGCUCUCCCUCCUGCUCUCCGUCUUCACCAAGAUUUCCACCGACCUCUACUCGGGGGCGCUGUUCAUCCACGUGUGUCUCGGGUGGAACCUCUACCUCUCCACGGUGCUCAUGCUGGUGGUGACAGCACUCUACACCAUCGCGGGUAAAGCCAACGGGCCGCAUCACCAGCGCCAUCAGGGUUUCUUCAAUUAUAUGUUCAGAAUCUGCCUCUUUUCCUUCAACUAUUUCACGAUAUCAUCUUCAGAAAUUGGGCUGAUCAUCAGAAAUUGGCUGAACAUCAAUUUCACUUUCCUUCUCAUCAACUAUCUCCAAGAACACUACACCUGA